Molecule: messenger RNA, 891 nt
Organism: Fusarium musae
Lineage: Eukaryota; Fungi; Ascomycota; Sordariomycetes; Hypocreales; Nectriaceae
Exons: 2
Coding region: 1-891 (296 amino acids)
Biological process (GO): 'de novo' IMP biosynthetic process
Molecular function (GO): formyltetrahydrofolate deformylase activity
Source: RefSeq, a predicted model, not a curated record
AUGGCUAAUGAUCACAUCCUCACCCUGUCGUGCCCCGACAAGCCCGGCAUCGUCUAUGCCGUGACGGGCAUCUUUGCCGCCAACAAGCACAACAUCCUCGACCUCCAGCAGUUCUCCGAUCCCGUCUCCGAGCGCUUCUUCAUGCGUGUGCACUUUGGCCCUACCGAGACCGAGUCCACCGAGCACCUCGUCGAGGCCUUUGACAAGCUCGCGGCCGAGUACAACAUGGACUACGAUAUCCGCCCCGUCGCCCGCAAGACCCGUGUUCUCAUCAUGGUCUCCAAGAUCGGCCACUGUCUCAACGAUCUUCUCUUCCGCAUGAAGACCGGCCAGCUGCGCAUGGAAGUCCCCGUCAUCGUGUCGAACCACCCCGACUACGCCGCCCUCGCCGAGAGCUACGGAAUCGAGUUCCACCACCUGCCCGUCACAAAAGACACCAAGGCCCAACAAGAAGGCCAGAUCCUCGAUCUCUGCAAGAAGCACGGCAUCGAGCUCAUUGUCCUCGCCCGCUACAUGCAGGUUCUGUCUCCCACCCUGUGCGAGGCCAUGUCCGGCCGCAUCAUCAACAUCCACCACAGUUUCCUGCCCUCCUUCAAGGGUGCCAAGCCUUACCACCAGGCGUACGAGCGCGGUGUCAAGAUUAUCGGAGCGACUGCUCACUUUGUCACUGCUGAUCUGGACGAGGGUCCUAUCAUCGAGCAGCGGGUUGCUCGUGUUGAUCACAGCAUGAAUCCUAAGGAGUUGUCUGAGGAGGGAUCUAAUGUCGAGAGCCAAGUUCUUGCUGCUGCUGUGCGGUGUGUCGCCGAUCACAACACACUCAACUACCACGAGAUCCCUCCGGGGGCUCCUAGCGGAGGGCUCUUCCUCGCUGCGCUCGUACUCAUGAAUUAA